GUUGAACGUAAAGACAACGUGGCUGUGAUUGUGAGACUAGCAGAUGAUCGGAGCUGCUGCUGUUCAGAGGACUUUGGUGUUUGUUGGAGCUGAAGAUCUUCUGCAGCUGCAGGAACCAUGUCUUCAGAACCUCAGGAAGAUUCUGACAGAGAACAACUUUCUGCUGCUGAAGGAACCAUCGUCCAGAACGAGGAGGAGCUCUGUGGUCAGAGAGGACUGAUGGAUUCCAGCUGGAACCCGGAGCUUCAGCUCCACGUUACAGUCCUUCCUCAAUACUGGGCGAUAGAAGAGGAAGAUCUCUGGAACCAACAGAGGAACGUCAGAGUGGAACAGAAUGAUCCAGAACCCAAACAGACUAAAGAGGAACUAGAGGAACCAGAACUUCUACAGAUUAAAGAAGAGCAGGAUGAGCCAGAACCUCCACAGAUAAAAGAGGAGCAGGAGGAACCAGAACCAUCACAGACUAAAGAGGAACUGGAGGUUCCAGAACUUCUACGGAGGGAAGAGGAGCAGGAGGAACUAGAACCUAAACAUAUUAAAGAGGAGCAGGAGGAACCAGAACCAUCACAGAUUAAAGAGGAGCAAGAAUGGUUCUACAUCAGUCGGGAUGAAAAGCCGCUUGAUCUGAAGCAGGAGACUGAAACCUUGAUGGAGAUUCCUACUUUGGAGGAACAUGUUGACAGUGAAGCAGAUCUAAACAAUCAGCAGAGCUUUAAUGGAACUGAUAGUCAGGAUGAAGAAGGAAACCAACAUGAAGAAUCAACAUCAACUUCAGAUGAAGAGACAGAGCCACAGAACAGAGAUCAGAGGAAGAGAAGAGACAGAAGUCAUGUCCAAAGUGUGGCCAGCUCUGACAUGUCAGAAAGUCUGACUCUGUGUGACUCUGAUGUUAGAAAAAAAUUCAAGAUGAAAACUUCAGUUAAAAAACACAAACUAUCCCCAAAAGAAAAUAGACUUUCUUCUGCAGGGUCUGGUAAAAGAACAAAAAAUCCACAUGAUGUGUCUGUCCACAUGAGAACUAAGUCUAAUGAAAGAGCUUAUAUCUGUAAAGAAUGUGACAGACGUUUUAGUCAUGUAUCUAAUCUCAAAAGACACAUGAGAACUCACACAGGAGAGAAGCCCUUUUUGUGUACAGAAUGUGACAGAAGUUUUAGACAAACAUCUAGUCUCAAAACACACAUGAUGACUCAUACAGGAGAGAAGCUUUUUUCAUGUAAAGAAUGUGAUAAAAGUUUUAGUGGUGAAUUUAGUCUCAAAACACACAUGAGAAUCCAUACAGGAGAAAAGCCUUUUUCUUGCAAAGAAUGUGAUAAAAGUUUUAGUCAAACAUCUAGUCUCAAAACACACAUGAAAACACAUACAGGAGAAAAGCCUUUUUCCUGUAAAGAAUGUGAUAAAAAGUUUAUCAUAUUAUCUAAUCUCAAAAGACACAUGAGAACUCAUACAGGAGAAAAGCCUUUUUUGUGCAAAGAAUGUGACAAAAGUUUUAGUCAUACAUCUAGUCUCAAAACACACAUGAUAACUCAUACAGGAGAGAAGCCUUUUUUGUGUAAAGAAUGUGAUAAAAGUUUUAAUCAAAUAUCAUCUUUAGAAAAACACACGAGAAUCCAUACAGGAGAAAAGCCUUUUUUGUGUAAAGAAUGUGAUAGAAGUUUUUGUCAAUUAUCUAGUCUCAAAAAACACAUGAGAACUCAUACAGGAGCAAAGCCUUUUUCAUGCACAGAAUGUGAUGCAAGCUUUAGUUGGAUAUCUACUCUCAAAACACACAUGAGAACUCAUACAGGAGAAAAGCCUUUUUUGUGUAAAGAAUGUGAUAAAGGUUUUAGUCAAAUAUCUAGUCUCAAAAAACACUUGAGAACUCAUACAGGAGAAAAGCCUUUUUUGUGCGAAGAAUGUGACACAUGUUUUAGUGAAAAAUCUAACCUCAAAGCGCACAUGAGAACUCAUACAGGAGAGAAGCCUUUCUUGUGUAAAGAAUGUGACAAAAGUUUUAGUCAAAUAUCUAAUCUCAAAGCACACUUGAGAACUCAUGCACAGAGAGAAGCCUUUAAAAAAAAAACAAGUAAAACUCCCAGCAGAAGACUUGUGAUGAAAAGACCAUAAUGUUUUAACUAGGACAGUUUAAAUAUUGUGUAAAACAUUUUUCUCUUAUUUUGAGGGCCAUGUAAAAAUAAACUGUAUGAUGAUACGGCAGAUCAGCUAUCAAAGCAACUGAUUUUUCAUUCCAUGUACAUAGAGCCACAGGCUGAUGGCCUCCAUACCACAUUGAUGCAGUCAUUCAAUGAAAAGGAGGAACAAGUGAUUAUUGAAUGCAGAGAAAAGAACAGUUUUCUGGAAUCUUAAAUGUGGUGAAAACAUCAUGUUAUGCUUCUUCUGUUAUAAUAUUCUCAUUUUCUAAGACUAUUUUUUUUAGGUUUCUAUCAUCUAUCAGCCACCACGAUCAAAUUACUCAAAAUUAAGGAAUGUAAAGAUUCUAUACAUAAUGAGUUUCACUUAUUGAAAUAAUUGAGAAAAAAUAUUUAACUUGAUCAUGUAUUCCUCCAUCACUCUGCUCUCCACCUCCAGGACUUUUGGAUACACAUGUAAAUAGAAAUGUCUUGUAAAUAACAUUUUUGUGGAAAAAAAAAGAUUUGUACUAAGGAAGAGUCAGAUAAAGAGUCUGACUGGAGUGUUUGUGUGUCGUUGUGAUUCCUGUUUUGUAUCAGAGGUUAGAAGUGUUUCUCUGUUCUUUUUAGUCGUCAGUGUUCUGUUCCAAUCUUUCGUGUGAAGAAUAAAGUGGACGUGAACAUCA
Molecule: messenger RNA, 2791 nt
Organism: Oryzias melastigma (Indian medaka)
Lineage: Eukaryota; Metazoa; Chordata; Actinopteri; Beloniformes; Adrianichthyidae
Product: gastrula zinc finger protein XlCGF57.1-like
Exons: 2
Coding region: 118-2103 (661 amino acids)
Biological process (GO): regulation of transcription by RNA polymerase II
Molecular function (GO): RNA polymerase II cis-regulatory region sequence-specific DNA binding; DNA-binding transcription factor activity
Source: RefSeq, a predicted model, not a curated record